GACUCCUCCUCCUCCUCCGUGGACUGAGCUGGGCGCCAUCGAGCCGAGGCGGAAGCGGCGCGCGGACCGGAAAGGAGGGCAGGAGGCGGGCCUGGUUGCCAUGGCGAGGGGCGCCCGGCCCUAGAGAGCGGAGCGGGAGUCCGCCAUGACCUCGGCUUCCACGAAGGUGGGCGAGAUCUUCUCGGCGGCGGGGGCGGCCUUCUCCAAGCUGGGCGAGCUGGCCAUGCAGCUCCACCCCGUCGCAGACUCCUCCCCCGCCGGGGCCAAGUGGACGGAGGCGGAGGUCUCCCUCCUGCGGGCCUCCGUCCAGCGCUUCGGCGACGACCUCCACCGCAUCAGCGCCCUCAUCAAGGAACGCACCGUGGCGCAGCUGAAGGGGGCGGCGAAGCGCAAGGCCUACGAGGACAGCGGCCUCCCGGCGGAGUCGCCCAAGAAGGGGCCCCGGAAGGGGUCGGGGGGGCCACAGGGGUCCGCUCCGGCCCCCGCCCCGACCUCUGAGCCCCCCGCCAAGAAGCACAAGCCCUGUGAUGUGACCCUCAGCGCCCUGAACGAUUCGGACCCCCAGAGUGACCUGGUGGACAUCGAGGGCCUGGGAGACCCCCCUCCGGUCAAGAAGCUGACCUUCGACCAGGACAGCCUGACCCUGGACUCCGCCUUCCUCGUGACCCCCUCCCUCGUUGAAGCCGGACCACCACCACCAUCACCCCUUCCCCAUAUACAGGUCAAGUGGGGAGGGGUCUCUCCUUCCCGGCCCCUCCCUCCUUCCCAUGGGUCUGGGGUCACCCCCAGGUCAAGUGGGGAGGGGUCUCUCCUUCCCGGCCCCUCCUCCUUCCCAUGGGUCUGGGGUCACCCCCACGUCAAGUGGGGAGGGGUCUCUCCUUCCCGGCCCCUCCCUCUCUCCCUUCCAUGGCCUGGAUUUGGGUCUGGGGUCCCAUUCCCCCCCCCUUUGUAUUUUUGAUGAAUUUUGUAUUUUAAAGGCCUUUGACCCGCAAUAAACGUUGUCAUUGUCGUCCUCA
Messenger RNA from Anolis carolinensis (green anole), 1016 nucleotides. It is a transcript of the gene bacc1, whose product is annotated as chromosome 6 C17orf49 homolog. The coding region runs from base 146 to 958 and encodes 270 amino acids. Gene Ontology annotation, cellular component: MLL1 complex; NURF complex. The transcript has 7 exons. The record is from RefSeq and is a predicted model, not a curated record. NCBI's taxonomy places the organism in Eukaryota, Metazoa, Chordata, Lepidosauria, Squamata, Anolidae.